GGGAUGUCCCGUCGGGCGAAGGAGGAGUUUCACCGGUCGUACGCCGUCAGCGACCCCCGCGGCCACCCGAAAGGCUACACGGAGUACAAAGUCACGGCCAAAUUUGUCUCAAAGGUGAAUCCAGAUGACAUCAAGGAGAUCGUGGUGUGGAAGAGGUACAGCGACUUUAAGAAGCUGCACGCAGAUUUGGCUUACACCCAUCGCAAUCUCUUCCGUCGCAUGGAGGAUUUCCCGGCUUUCCCGCGAGCGCAGGUCUUUGGCCGGUUUGACCCUGAGGUGAUUGAAGAGCGGAGGAAGGCGGCGGAAGACAUGUUGUGCUUCACCAUCCACAUCCCGGCCUUAAAUAACAGCCCCCAGCUGAAGGAGUUCUUCCGGAAGGCGGCAAACUCGGAGACUCGGUUCAGUGGGAAAGCAGCGGUCGCUUCGUCCUUCCAGGGCGGAGAGGGGCAGAGUUAUCCCAGGCACUGGGAGUCGCCAUCCCUGCCUCUCCCUCUCAUCCCGGUGCCUGCGGCAGGAGUCGAACAGGGCGAGGAGGCUCUGGGGCUGGUUCAGGAGGAUGGGCUGCUGGAUCCAAAGCCAGAGGUGGCCAGCAAAGAUGGCGUCUCUGAGCCCCAAAUGGAGAACCAAGAGGGGGCCUCUGACGCUGUGGAACAAGAGGAGGAUCUGGAUGCCCUCUUUGCCUUCAGGGAGGAAGACGAGGAAGGAGCCAAGAACGCCUCACCUUCUCACUGCCUCUUAUCGGUCCAAGAAUUAGCCCUCUUUGACCCCUUCUCCAAAGAAGCUUCUACUGCCACUGGUCUCUCCCACGAAGACGAUCUGGCUUCUCUGGAGGCCUCGGAGACCAAACCAGAAUUCCUGCUCAGCACAGACAUGACGCAAAAACCUGAGGCAGGAGGUGCCUUGUAUCUGCCCGAAGCGACUGAGCGGAUCCGGCAAGCUGUGCUGUGUGAAGCCUCCAGAGACUAUCAGGGGGCCUUUCAUGGCUACCGCAGUGGAGUUGACUUGCUCCUUCAGGGUCUUCAUGGCGAUCCAAAUCUAGCCCGCAGGGAAGCAGUGAAGAAGAAGACAGCCGAAUACCUUCAGAGGGCCGAAGAAAUCUUCCAGCAACAUUUGAAGCAUCUGGAACUCUGACUUCCAAUCCACCAUGAGUUGCUUGUAUUUCCUGCUGCCAACAGACCCGGGUUUCAGGCUGACCGCUUUCCCAAGGCCGUUUUUGUCGGGGGCUUGGAAUUCCUACAUAAAACAACGUCGUAAAUUUUUUCUUCCA
This is a messenger RNA of Protobothrops mucrosquamatus (brown spotted pit viper), 1267 nucleotides long. It is a transcript of the gene SNX15, whose product is annotated as sorting nexin 15. The transcript is spliced from 8 exons. Bases 4 to 1131 code for a protein of 375 amino acids. Gene Ontology annotation, molecular function: phosphatidylinositol binding. NCBI's taxonomy places the organism in Eukaryota, Metazoa, Chordata, Lepidosauria, Squamata, Viperidae. The record is from RefSeq and is a predicted model, not a curated record.